This is a messenger RNA of Columba livia (rock pigeon), 3016 nucleotides long. RefSeq names its product striatin interacting protein 1 (gene STRIP1). The transcript is spliced from 21 exons. Gene Ontology annotation, biological process: cytoskeleton organization. The record is from RefSeq and is a predicted model, not a curated record. The coding region runs from base 36 to 2498 and encodes 820 amino acids. NCBI's taxonomy places the organism in Eukaryota, Metazoa, Chordata, Aves, Columbiformes, Columbidae. Gene Ontology annotation, cellular component: cytosol.
CCUCGCGAGAGCUCGGCGCGGUGGAGGCGGCCGACAUGGAGCCGGGCGGCGGCGGCGGCCUCGGGGCCCCGGGGCCGCUCCCGGGCAACAACAAGGCCCGUGGCGGAGCGGGGCCGCCCAGCAAGGCCCGCGACCUGGGCCGCCCGCCGCGCAAGGACUCCGAGGGUUAUUCAGAGUCCCCAGACCUGGAGUUUGAAUACGCAGAUACCGACAAAUGGGCAGCAGAGCUUUCUGAACUGUACAGCUACACAGAAGGGCCGGAGUUCCUGCUCAACCGCAAGUGCUUCGAGGAGGAUUUCAGGAUCCACGUGCGGGACAAAAAAUGGACGGAACUGGACAAGAACCAGCACCGCACCCACGCCAUGCGGCUGCUCGACGGGCUGGAGGUCACCGCGCGGGAGAAGAGGCUGCGGGUGGCCCGAGCCAUCCUUUACGUUGCCCAAGGCACGUUUGGGGAGUGCGGCUCUGAGGCCGAGGUGCAGGCGUGGAUGAGGUACAACAUCUUCCUCUUGCUGGAAGUGGGGACGUUCAACGCUCUGGUGGAGCUGCUGAACAUGGAGAUCGAUAACAGCGCGGCGUGCAGCAGUGCGGUGAGGAAGCCGGCCAUCUCCCUGGCUGACAGCACGGACCUCAGGGUGCUGCUGAACAUCAUGUACCUGAUUGUGGAGACGGUUCGGCAGGAGGCCGAGGGGGACAAGCCCGAGUGGAAGAGCAUGAGACAAACCUUCCGAGCGGAGCUGGGAGCCCCCCUGUACAACAACGAGCCCUUCUCCGUCAUGCUCUUCGGGAUGGUGACCAAAUUCUGCAGCGGCCACGCUCCCCACUUCCCCAUGAAGAAAGUGCUGCUCUUGCUCUGGAAAACCGUGCUGGGCACCCUGGGCGGCUUCGAGGAGCUCCAGAGCAUGAAGGCGGAGAAGCGGGAGGUGCUGGGGCUGCCGCCGCUGCCCGAGGACAGCAUCAAGGUGAUCCGCAACAUGCGGGCGGCCUCCCCGCCCGCCUCCGCCUCCGACCUCAUCGAGCAGCAGCAGAAGCGAGGCCGGCGGGAGCACAAGGCCUUAAUUAAGCAGGAUAACCUCGAUGCCUUUAAUGAGCGAGACCCUUACAAAGCUGACGACUCCCGUGAGGAAGAGGAGGAAAACGAUGAUGACAACAGCCUGGAGGGAGAGACCUUCCCCCUCGAACGGGAUGAAGUGAUGCCACCCCCCACCCAGCACCCCCCCAGCGACCGCAUCACCUGCCCCAAGGGGCUGCCCUGGGCCCCCAAGGUCCGGGAGAAGGACAUUGAGAUGUUCCUGGAGUCCAGCCGCAGCAAGUUCAUCGGCUACACGCUGGGCAGUGACACCAACACCGUGGUGGGGUUGCCCAGGCCCAUCCACGAGAGCAUCCGCACCCUGAAGCAGCACAAGUACACGUCGAUCGCAGAGGUGCAAGUGCACAUGGAGGAAGAGUACCUGCGCUCGCCGCUCUCUGGAGGGGAAGAAGAAGUGGAGCAGGUCCCUGCCGAGAUCCUGUACCAGGGCCUCCUGCCCAGCCUGCCCCAGUACAUGAUCGCUCUGCUGAAGAUCCUUCUGGCCGCAGCCCCCACCUCCAAAGCCAAGACCGACUCCAUCAACAUCCUGGCCGAUGUCCUGCCGGAGGAGAUGCCGACCACGGUGCUGCAGAGCAUGAAGCUGGGGGUGGACGUCAAUCGGCACAAGGAGAUCAUCGUCAAAGCCAUUUCUGCCGUGCUGCUCCUUCUGCUCAAGCACUUCAAGCUCAAUCACAUCUACCAGUUUGAGUACAUGGCCCAGCAUCUGGUCUUUGCCAACUGCAUCCCACUCAUCCUGAAGUUCUUCAACCAGAACAUCAUGUCCUACAUCACUGCCAAGAACAGCAUUUCUGUGCUGGACUACCCGUACUGCGUGGUGCACGAGCUGCCGGAGCUGACGGCGGAGAGCCUGGAAGCCGGAGACAACAACCAGUUCUGCUGGAGGAACCUCUUCUCCUGCAUCAACCUCCUGCGCAUCCUGAACAAGCUGACCAAGUGGAAGCACUCCCGCACCAUGAUGCUGGUGGUGUUCAAGUCGGCACCCAUCCUGAAGCGGGCGCUGAAGGUGAAACAGGCCAUGAUGCAGCUCUACGUGCUGAAGCUGCUUAAGGUCCAGACCAAGUACCUGGGCCGGCAGUGGAGGAAGAGCAACAUGAAGACCAUGUCGGCCAUUUACCAAAAAGUGCGGCACCGUCUCAAUGACGACUGGGCCUACGGCAACGACCUGGAUGCCCGUCCCUGGGACUUCCAAGCGGAGGAAUGUGCCCUGCGCGCCAGCAUCGAGCGUUUCAACUCCCGGCGCUACGACCGGGCUCACAGCAACCCCGACUUCCUGCCGGUGGACAACUGCCUGCAGAGCGUGCUGGGCCAGCGCGUGGACCUGCCCGAGGAUUUCCAGGUCAACUACGACCUGUGGCUGGAGCGGGAGGUUUUCUCUCGCCCCAUCUCCUGGGAGGAGCUGCUGCAGUGAUGGAUGACGUGGAGGCAGGACGGGGGGGUUUUUGGGAACGUCUCGAGGCCAAGCUGCUGCUGAGGGGCAGGGAGAUGAAGUUUUUUGGGGGGUCUGUGGGUGUUUGGACUCCCUGGAUGGGCUUGGGGAGAGGCUGGAGCUCAUCGAGACACUGUCCUUCUCCUCCGAUCCUUCCUGGCUGAACCCCAAGCCAAGGGUGACAGCUGGGGGGGUCCCGUUGGGUGGGGGGAGCUUGUGUGCACCCCUGGUCAAAGCUUUGGGAGGCAGCACCCCAGUCACCCCCUCCUGCCCCCCACCAGAGCGGGAGCAGCUGGGGGUGCGGGGCAAGGGGCCCUUUGGUGCUGCUGGGGCAGGAAAAGAGUCUCUGUCUCCCCCAGACCCUGCCUGGGGACAUGGUGACAGGGUUGGGGUGACGGGGGCUGGGGGGUGGAGGCUGCAGUGUCCCCCCGCCCCGCUUGGGGGGGCAGAUGAGCUGUACAUAUAUACAUAGAUAUAUAUAUAUUUCGUGGUAUCUCUGA